AUGAUUCCUCAAGCGGCAACGUUUCUGGCCUACGCCACGCUCCUCGUGUCCGCCAGCCCUCUCGCCGUCCAGCGCAGGGCCGUCACAGAGCUCAACGAGGAGGCUGCAAAGGAGGCGCAUCCCCGCGACGACACUGCCACGCGCGCCUUCUCCGAUGUUCAGAUCAAGACGGACGACGGGAAAUGCCUCUUUGUCGACGAGCUGUCGGGGGACUUCCGGGCGAACCUCACCCCGAUCCAGAUAGCCGAGUGCGGGGCGACGGACGGCCAGGGCUGGGACGUCAUCACUGCUGGAAAGCACAAUGACCAGCUCAACUCGAUGCUCAUCGUCAGCACCCUGACUCAAGCUUGCUUCAACUUUGAUCCCCGUCGUCCGGCGGGUAACCAAGUGAACCUCUUCUCCUGUGGCGGACGCGCAGCAGGCGACGGCCUGGUGACCGAUUCCCAGCUCUUCCCCGUAAACAGCGGAGGGGGACCCUCGACAUUCCAGCCCAAGAACGAACAGGGCAAGUGUUUCACGGCCAAGGGCAAGGCGGUGGACAUUGCGGACUGCAACGCCGACGACAAGGCCCAGUCCUUUUCCUUUGGCGCCAAAGUAGCAGCGGGCGGAGGAGCCGGAGGCAACGGGGGCGGCAAUGGGACAGCUGACAAUGGUGCUCAACAGCCUGCCCCAACGACGACCACCGCGGCCGUUGCGACGGGAGAGCCUGCCGCUGGAUGUGAUGAUGACGAAGAGACCGUCACCAUGACUCUCACGAGCACUGUCGCACCCGGCCAGGGCAACGCCGGCGGCAACGCCCCCAUCGCAACCGCCAAGCCCGAGGCGACAUCCGCUCCAGCCACGGCACCGCCCGCCGUCUCCACCCCGAUCGCCAGAAACGGCAACGGCACCCAGCAGGGCACCAUCCCGGCCGCCAACCCCACCACGCCCGUCCCCGUCUCCCGCGCCGGCGGCACCCUCAACCCGACCGCCGCAGCCGAGGCCAACGCCUUUGACGACACGGCCACCCGCGCCUUCACAAAGGCAGCCAUCCGCGCGCCCAACGGGCAGUGUCUGUCGAUCGACCCGACGGCGGGCGACUUCCGCCAGAACCUCAUCCCCGUCGCCGUGGCCGCGUGCGACAAGUCUCUGCCGAACCAGCAGUUUGACGUGAUUUCCAAGGGGAAGCACAACGACGGCAAGGACGGCGCCGUGUUGAUCGUCAGCAGCCUGACCAACGGGUGCGUCAGCACGGACGGGCGGCGGGCGGAUGGCGACACGGUCACGUUGUUUUCCUGUGGCGGUCGUGCUGCGGGGGAGGGGCUGACGAAUACCGGGCAGUUGGUCAAGAUUUCCGGGGACAGCUUUGUAUGGACGCCGGUGAAUGAUGCGGCGACGUGCGUUGUGCCUGGGAACCAGGGGCGUUUGGUUACGGCGGCUUGCAAGGGGGAUAAUAGCGAGACGUACACGAUUGUUGCUUGA
Messenger RNA from Colletotrichum orchidophilum, 1461 nucleotides. RefSeq lists its product as uncharacterized. Lineage: Eukaryota; Fungi; Ascomycota; Sordariomycetes; Glomerellales; Glomerellaceae. The coding region runs from base 1 to 1461 and encodes 486 amino acids. The transcript is spliced from 2 exons. The record is from RefSeq and is a predicted model, not a curated record.